UGAGUUAUAUCUAGUAGCUUCUUAGCCUCACAUUUUACCUCAUCUCGGGGUUGUCGCAGCUCUUGUGGUUCAUCGAUAUUCGAACGUUAACCCCUUGACGCUUUCGACAAUCCUUACACAGACAAGCCAUCAUGCGUCCAUAUGCCAUCUACGAGCACCCCGAUUUCAGCCUCUCCGCUGAAUCUGUAUCAACGCUGCGAAAGAUUGCAGCGGCUUUGACUGCCGUUGCUGCAUCCAGUGCAGCCGUGUAUGAAUACAUCGCCCACGCUGGUACCGGGCAGGGAAGUUCCACACUUCUUUAGAUCUGAGACGAUUCAGACGGAUGUCCAAGUGUUCCGUACUCACGGCACUGGCAAACACGACACAUCGUUUUUUGUUCAAUCGUCGGAAGGUCGAUUUGUAUGAUUUAGAGCAUAGAAGACUUCAAUAGAAGCAGGGGACGAGCUUACCCUGGAUCGGAUCGGAGGGUAAAGCUGGAUGUAAGACGAGCUAACGGUGUAGGGUUAUAUGCAGUUACUGCAGACGGUUCUCCAUCUGGUAUAUGGGUCAUUACUGAACCGCUAUGUAUCAUCAGUUAGGUCAUUUUUGUACUAGUGUCGGCCAAUUGUUUUCCCAUCAUUCUUAUGUGAUACAAUGUUUUUUAGUUUACUGCUAUCAUAUCUAGAUGUUGUAAAAUUAGUAUUUUGAAAGCGCUUUUUGUGCAAUUUUCUCUCAAG
Messenger RNA from Suillus plorans, 716 nucleotides. RefSeq lists its product as uncharacterized. The coding region runs from base 132 to 302 and encodes 56 amino acids. The transcript has 2 exons. The record is from RefSeq and is a predicted model, not a curated record. NCBI's taxonomy places the organism in Eukaryota, Fungi, Basidiomycota, Agaricomycetes, Boletales, Suillaceae.